Messenger RNA from Belonocnema kinseyi, 568 nucleotides. RefSeq lists its product as uncharacterized. The transcript has 3 exons. Bases 79 to 471 code for a protein of 130 amino acids. NCBI's taxonomy places the organism in Eukaryota, Metazoa, Arthropoda, Insecta, Hymenoptera, Cynipidae. The record is from RefSeq and is a predicted model, not a curated record. Gene Ontology annotation, biological process: mitochondrial electron transport, cytochrome c to oxygen.
AAGUCGCGAGUUAGGGAAUAUCUACUAGGAAAGACGUGCAAAGAUCGUCUUUUUGAGUCUUUUCGAAAAUUGUCGAAAAUGCCAUUCCAUCAGUUCAGCCACUUUACUGGAAGACUAAGGCAAUCUAAUCAGUUGCUACCACUGUAUCCAAUUCCUCCAGUUCCUCUGCAGAGUUCAGAACCGCCACAAAUGAUGUUCGAGACCAUCAAAACGAAACCGGUCCAGGCUGCAGCUGCCGGAUCUGCCGGAUCUGCUGGAUCUGCCGCCAGCAAACUCAACGAUUUUGGGCCACAUGUUAGCCCCAAGAAUCGCGAAUUCAUGAGGAAGUUACAGUCGGAUUUGGAAGCGCCAGUAUUCUUAGCCAAGGGUCUUCCAGAUAAAAUUCUUUUUGGCAUAACUGUGGCUUUGGUUACCGUUGGUAUGAUCGAGUCCAUCCGGUUCAUUUAUUUGAGAGCCACCAAGAGGAUUUAAGCUCCUGGGAUUUAUAACUAUGUAGAUAAAUAAAUGAUUCAAUUUCGAUAGUUCCAUGUAACUGUGAGAAAAGUAAAUGAAAUAUAACUCUGUUUAU